UAUGCGCGACGAACAUUCUCACUUGAAGUAACGAGGUCGGAGCGAGGACUCCCCGUCGGUUGCAGAUAGUGCGGCGUCUGAAGCUCGUCACAAGGCAACAUCGACGCUUCGCCGGGAAACGAUGACGCGUGAUUUUCGUUUUUAGAAAAAAAAAUAAUAGCACUUAAAAAGAAGCAGAAGGACGGAAGAGCGACCGAGAGGCGAAGUGGUGAAGUAGCGCCCUAUGUCCACGCUCGUAGUUUCAGGUUGCUAGCGGAGUUAGCCACCUAGCCGCGGUUAGCUCGCAGUCAGCGGCCAACUUUUCAUCAUAUCCCGGUCAAGCUCGCUCGUUUCAGUCAGGAAAAAAUGUGCUCUUCUUCGGGACGUUUAUCCGCAUGGCCGGCGGCUAGCAUCGGCUGAGAGCCUCCCUUCUCUAUUUUUGUGUCCGUUUUUCUUGUACUGCACAUUUUUGGGGCUGUUGAUUUGACAUACACAGACUGGACUUUUGCCCUACGAGUGCUGUAACGUUAACCUCCUCCAAAGGCCUCCAUUUAUCCUACCAUUGGGAGUAUUCUAAAACUUCAUUUUUUUAUAUGUAAUUUUAUUCGUUUUUAUUUCAAAGAAGACCAAGUUGUCCCGGAGGAUUUUUUUUUUUUUGCCUGUGUGGAAAAUGGAUGCGGGCAUAGAGAAGGAAUGCAGCGCCUUGGGAGGUCUCUUCCAGCUCAUCAUGAACGACAUGAAGGCCAGUUAUCCCACGUGGGAGGACUUUGUCACGAAAGGAGUCAAACUUCAGUCGCAGCUCAGGACCACCAUCCUGGUGACGGGCGCCUUCCUGGAUGCUUUUCAGAAGGUCGCCGACAUGGCGAUGGGAUCCAGAGGAGCUACCAAGGAGAUUGGCUCAGCGCUAACCAGGAUGUGUAUGAGACACCGCAGCAUUGAGUCUAAACUCAAACUUUUCACGACAGCGCUCUCGGAAAGUCUCAUUACACCGUUAGAGUUGAAGAUGGAGGAGUGGAGAAAAGCAGCCAGUCAGUUGGAUAAAGAUCACGCCAAAGAGUACAAAAAGGCGCGAGCAGAUAUCAAGAAAAAGUCGUCCGAUACAGUCAAACUACAGAAGAAGGUGAAGAAAGGGAAGGACGCAGUGCGCGGCCAGCUGGACAGCGCGCUGCAGGACGUCAACGUGCGCUACGCCGUCCUGGAGGAGACGGAGAAGAGGGCCGUGUGCCGGGCACUCAUCGAGGAGAGAGCGCGCUACUGCACCUUUGUCACAAUGCUGAAGCCGGUGCUGGACCAUGAGAUCAACAUGCUGGGUGAGGUGACGCACCUGCAGACCAUCCUGGAGGAUCUCACCACGAUGACAGCCGAGCCCAACAAACUGCCACCAGCCAGCGAGCAGGUGAUCUUGGACCUAAAAGGUUCUGACUUCAGUUACACCUACCAGACACCGCCAGCCUCACCCAGCAACACGCUGUCCAGGAAAGGCAGCGUCAGCAGCUACCAGUCUGGGUCAGUGCGGCACGUCCCUUCCUUGGACUCUAUCAGCUGUGCUGUGGAUGGCGUGCACAUCCAGCAGCGCUCCUCCCAGUACCUUCUGAUCGGCUGCGACGAAAGCGGCCGCUCCCUCAGCGAAGGGAGCGCCCCCUCUCGCCCGGGUGGCCGACAGGGCAGCCGCGGUCGCUACGGUUACGCAGCCGGUCCCGGCCAUCGCCUCGCGCCGGGCCGCCGGGUCAGCCGCCGGGAUAUGACCACCGAUGCAAUGGGCUCCACCAAUCAGCUGGCUUCUGCGAGCAUGGGCGGUGAGAACGGCCUCCUGGCGCCCCCGCCCAGCGCCUACCCGCAGCAUGGCGAGAGGGUCCGUGCCAUGUCUGCUUCUGGAAAGUCGUGUUCGGCCCGGGAUCAGCUGGCCUUGACUCUUGGCGCGCUGACGGCGGACGCGUCGCGCAGCAGCCGCGACUCGCUGCACUGCUCCAGCGGCUACAGCACGCAGACCACCACGCCGUCCUGCUCCGAGGACACCAUCCACACCCACGCUGUAAAGAGAGAGCCUCUCCUCUAUGUCGACUACGAGUCGAUUUCCCUCCACGGGGAUAGCGACUCCAUCUCCCUGCACCACCUGUCACACGGCGGCGUCAGCCAGUCGGACUUCGACAAGUCCUCCACCAUCCCGAGGAACUCGGACCUGGGCCUCCAGUACCGGAAGUUCGCCCAGUCCAAGCGUCCCGCCUCCACCGUCAGCCUGCUGGCCGAGACGGAGCUGACGGGCGGCUCGCACACGGCCACCAUCCGGCGCAAGCCGUCCACCAAGCCGGUGUACCGCCGGGGCACCAUCAGCGGGGGGGUUCCCAUCCCGAUCUGCACGCCGCAGGUCCCCAUGGGGCCGACGACCCCGGGGAGCGACGAGAAUGUGUUCAUCGCGACAUCCGGAGGAGGCUUAGGUUACAACAAACUCUUUACUUCCACGCAGAGCCUCAGCGCCCUGCCGCCAUCCUCCUCUUCCUCGUACUCGCCGUACUACCAGCUGGUGCCCGGUCAGAUGCCCAUCCCGGUGCCCGUACCCACCGUUCCACCAGAGGGCGGCAUUGCCAAGCACCAGCAACUACAACAACUCAACCACCAGGUGCAAAUGCAGCAGUUUCACCACGAGCGGCAGCUUCAGAAGCAGAACCAGCCCCAGGUUCACAGUCAGAUUCAGAUCCAGAACCAGAUCCAACCGCUGACGCAGACCCAGCUCCAGGCCCAUCCCCAGUUCCAAAACCAGCAGCAGCAGCAGCAGAAGCUCUUCCACCAGCAGAGGGCCCAGUUUCAGGCUCCCCACGCCCAGCGAGAGGACUCCAUCCUGGGCUUCACGACUCAUGGGCAGCCCCCUCCGCCCUCCAUCCUGGACCAAGACAGCCUGAUGCAAGAGAGGGGGGACAGGGACAUGCUGAACCUUAUAAGGGGCGUGAAACUCAAAAGGACCCUGACCAAUGAUCGCUCAGCACCCCUGCUGCCCCUGCCGGCCAAUCACAAUUGAGAUGCUGGUGGCCUUUCAUUUGCUUUGGUGCUGUGCGCAUUAGUUUUUGUUUUUUUUCCGUUUGACUGAGCGGUUCGCAUUUUGGACCGUGACUUAUGAAGCUUGUUAGUUAGUCAGUUAGACAGCAGGUGGAAAAGUCACAGUAAAUUUCCACAAGGACUUAAGAUGGGGAAUUGAGCUCUCCUUGCUCACAAGCGAGGGCAUCGCAGUACCUUAAAUUUUUAUUUUUAUUUUUUUUGUCAGCGUUAGUAACUCUUAGUUUGGCUUGCAUCACAAAAAAAACCCUGAAAAACAAAAAAAAAGCUUUACGUUCCAAAUGAAGAGCCAACCACAAAUUUGUAAUAUUUCCUGCGUCAUUUCUUUGAAUCCCCUUAAAUUCGAGGAAAGUCCAACUUAAUACAAAUCCUGGAAUUUCACAACUCCCUUGGUGAGGAGUCACUUCCUGCUUCCAGGAAGUUUGUCUGGCCUGGCUGUGCUUCAUGCGCUUCCCCCACCUCACACUCCCGACCGGAUGGGGUUUCUCUGAUAACCUUGACGCAUGGCGUUGAGGCCUAAUAUUGUUCUUUUUUUUUUUGACUGGAAUUCAUUGUUGACUGAACCUAAUUACUGCGAAUACGUUGGUAGAAAUGGAGCUGAGUUAGCAGUUUUAGGAGUUGAGCUGCUGUUUAUUUUUUCUUGAGCGUAGUUUUAAUUGGUGACGUCAUAGCGGGGCUAUGAGGAGAGCAAGCUCAAAAAUGUUCCCGAUGUUUUUUUUUGUUUUUUUUUUUUUUGGCCACACAAUGGCGCUCCUAGUUUUCAGGAUCUAGUUCACAGUUAGCGAAGCUUUUAUUCAGUUCAUAGUCCAAUGAUUCUAUACUUUAAAAAAAAAAAAUUAUGUGCUGGAUUGAAUACUCUGUUGCAUUGUUUUUUUUUUUGUUUUUUUUUUUUAUGAAAAAGUAAAAUGUCAUGCUUUUAUUUGUGCCUCCUUUAUGCUGUGCAGGUUUAGCUGACUGAUUUCAAAGACCGAGUCUUUAUUGGACGUUGUUUCCUGGCUGGGCCGCUAGAGUUUAUCGUCGCCUUGGUUACAGCCCAGCCUGCUUCCUCUCUCUUGCUGUCUGGUUGUACAUAUUCUUCUUUAAAUAUCCGUACAUACAGAUUGUAUUUUUCUGCAUCGGCCCUAUCGGGAAUGAUGCCGAGGUCUUAUUUUUGUAGAUGUUCUUUAAAGCAUGUCGGAAUAUCCUGGCAAGAACACCAACCAACAGAAAUGUACUUUGAUUUUUUUGUUUUUCUUCCAAUGCUGUCACGCGUGUCAUCGCCAUCAUCAUAAUUAUAUUGACAGUGCUCUUCAA
Hippocampus comes (tiger tail seahorse) is the source of this 4320-nucleotide messenger RNA. RefSeq names its product MTSS I-BAR domain containing 1 (gene mtss1). The transcript has 15 exons. Lineage: Eukaryota; Metazoa; Chordata; Actinopteri; Syngnathiformes; Syngnathidae. Gene Ontology annotation, cellular component: actin cytoskeleton; cytoplasmic side of plasma membrane. Gene Ontology annotation, biological process: plasma membrane organization; cell projection assembly. The coding region runs from base 650 to 2992 and encodes 780 amino acids. The record is from RefSeq and is a predicted model, not a curated record. Gene Ontology annotation, molecular function: phospholipid binding; actin binding.